This is a messenger RNA of Anguilla anguilla (European eel), 5000 nucleotides long. Its product is annotated as solute carrier family 12 member 4-like. NCBI's taxonomy places the organism in Eukaryota, Metazoa, Chordata, Actinopteri, Anguilliformes, Anguillidae. Gene Ontology annotation, cellular component: membrane. The transcript has 24 exons. Gene Ontology annotation, biological process: potassium ion homeostasis; chloride ion homeostasis; chemical synaptic transmission. The record is from RefSeq and is a predicted model, not a curated record. The coding region runs from base 17 to 3436 and encodes 1139 amino acids. Gene Ontology annotation, molecular function: potassium:chloride symporter activity.
GGUGGAGCUGGGAAAUAUGGUAAUUUCCUCUGGAGGAAGUGACCAAACUGUGGUGGAAUGCACUGAGAUUAUUGGGAGUUCAGCGGGCUGCAGCGGGGAAGCGAUAGCCGAGCCGUGGCUAAGGGGUAGAAGACCUAAACUCACGAAAAACAUGCCCCACUUUACAGUGGUACCGGUGGAGGAUAGCGCUCAGUCAAACUAUGACAGCCUGGAGGGGAUCAACUGGGUGGACUACAGAGACACGGGGCAGGGAUAUUCGGGAUAUACAGACACAGUGAGUUCUGAUGGUCAUGGAAACCAUAAAGAGGACAGCCCCUUUCUCAACAGCCCAGAUGCUGCAUCAAAGAAAAAUGACUUCUACGACAGAAACUUGGCUUUAUUUGAGGAAGAGCUGGACAUUCGACCCAAGGUUUCCUCUCUUCUCAGCAGGCUGGUCAACUACACCAACAUCACCCAGGGGGCCAAAGAGCACGAGGAGGCCGAGAGUGCGAUGACCUCCAAAAAAAAGCUUCCGAAGUCUCCCAGUAUGGGCACCCUGAUGGGCGUCUACCUGCCGUGCCUGCAGAACAUCUUCGGCGUCAUCCUGUUCCUGCGGCUCACCUGGAUCGUGGGCAUGGCGGGCGUCGUCCAGUCCUUCCUCAUCGUCCUCAUGUGCUGCUCGUGUACAAUGCUUACAGCAAUAUCCAUGAGCGCCAUUGCAACAAAUGGAGUUGUCCCUGCUGGCGGAGCGUAUUUCAUGAUCUCCCGUUCUCUGGGCCCCGAGUUUGGAGGCGCUGUGGGGCUUUGCUUUUACCUGGGCACAACCUUUGCCGGAGCCAUGUACAUCCUCGGUGCCAUUGAAAUAUUGCUGAAAUACAUCCUGCCGCAGGCGGCCAUAUUCCACGGCGUUGGUCCAAGCGGAAGCGACGGAGCGAUGCUGAAUAACAUGAGAGUCUACGGCACCAUCUUCCUCAGCCUGAUGGCGCUGGUGGUCUUCGUCGGGGUCAAAUACGUCAACAAGCUUGCCUCCCUCUUCCUGGCCUGCGUCAUUAUAUCUAUCGUGUCGAUAUACGCAGGAGCUAUCAAGUCUAUCUUCCAUCCCCCCGAAUUUCCGAUUUGCAUGUUGGGAAACAGGACCUUAGUCAGGGACCGCUUCGAUGUCUGCGCAAAGACAGUGGUGGAAGGAAACGAAACCGUUCCCAGCAGGCUGUGGGACAACUUCUGCAACACUAGAAACAUGAGCGGCCAGGAGUGCGACAAGUUCUUCAUGCAGAACAAUGUAACAGAGAUCCAGGGCAUUCCUGGGCUAGCCAGUGGAAUAAUCAGAGAGAACAUGUGGAGUACCUACCUGGAAAAAGGGCAGAUCCUGGAGAAGGAAAGCUUGCCUUCGGCUGACGUUCACGGCGCUCUGGAGAAUUUGUACCUUUACGUGUCGGCUGAUAUCGCCACCUCCUUCACUGUUCUGGUUGGGAUCUUCUUCCCCUCUGCAACAGGUAUCAUGGCUGGGUCUAACAGAUCAGGAGACCUCAAAGAUGCACAGAAGUCAAUCCCUGUGGGAACCAUUUUGGCUAUAACCACAACGUCCUUAGUCUAUUUCAGCUCAGUGGUGCUAUUUGGGGCAUGCAUCGAAGGGGUGGUCUUGAGAGACAAGUUUGGAGAUGCAGUGAGUAAAAACCUGGUGGUGGGAACCCUGUCCUGGCCGUCCCCCUGGGUCAUCGUCAUUGGCUCCUUCUUCUCCACUGUGGGGGCGGGGCUUCAGUCCUUGACUGGGGCACCCCGCCUGCUGCAGGCUAUCGCCAAGGACAACAUCAUCCCUUUCCUCAGGGUGUUUGGGCACGGCAAGGCCAACGGGGAGCCGACGUGGGCCCUGCUGCUCACCGCUCUGAUCGCUGAGCUUGGCAUCCUGAUCGCAUCGCUGGACAUGGUGGCCCCCAUUCUCUCCAUGUUUUUCCUGAUGUGCUAUCUGUUCGUAAACCUGGCAUGUGCAGUGCAGACCCUUCUCCGCACCCCCAACUGGAGGCCACGAUUUAAAUAUUAUCACUGGGCCCUGUCUUUCCUGGGCAUGAGUAUGUGCCUGGCGCUGAUGUUCAUCUCCUCCUGGUACUAUGCCAUUGUGGCCAUGGGCAUUGCAAGCAUGAUCUACAAGUACAUAGAGUACCAGGGAGCGGAGAAGGAGUGGGGCGACGGGAUCCGAGGUUUGUCUCUGAGCGCCGCCCGCUACGCGCUCCUCAGGCUGGAGGCCGGCCCGCCCCACACCAAAAACUGGAGGCCACAGCUGCUGGUGCUGCUGAAGCUGGACGAGGACCUCCACGUGAAGUACCCCCGGCUGCUGACCUUCGCCUCGCAGCUGAAGGCGGGCAAGGGCUUGACCAUCGUCGGCUCCGUCAUCCAGGGCAACUACCUGGACAGCUUCGGAGAGACCCAGGCCUCAGAGCAGACCAUAAAGAACAUGAUGGAGAUCGAGAAGGUGAAAGGCUUCUGCCAGGUGGUGGUGGCCACCAAGGUGCGGGAGGGAAUCGCCCACCUCAUCCAGUCCUGCGGCCUGGGUGGGAUGAAGCACAACACGGUGGUCAUGGGCUGGCCGUAUGGCUGGAGGCAGAGCGAGGACCCCCGGGCCUGGAAGACCUUCAUCAACACGGUCCGCUGCACCACCGCUGCCCACCUCGCCCUGAUGGUGCCCAAGAACGUGUCCUUCUACCCCAGCAACCACGAACGCUUCACGGACGGGAACAUCGACGUGUGGUGGAUCGUCCACGAUGGCGGCAUGCUGAUGCUACUUCCUUUCCUCCUCAAACAGCACAAGGUCUGGAGGAAGUGCCAGAUGCGCAUCUUCACCGUGGCCCAGAUGGAUGACAACAGCAUUCAGAUGAAGAAGGAUUUGGCCACGUUCCUGUACCAGCUUCGGAUAGAGGCUGAGGUGGAGGUGGUGGAGAUGCACGACAGCGAUAUCUCAGCCUACACGUACGAGCGCACCCUGAUGAUGGAGCAGAGAUCCCAGAUGCUGCGGCAGAUGAGACUGUCCAGUGCUGAGAGAGAGCGGGAGGCUCAGCUGGUGAAGGACAGGCACUCUCUGAUACGAAUGGGAAGCUUGUAUUCUGACGAAGAGGAGGAGGUGACAGAGACGGUGCCGGAAAAGAUCCAAAUGACCUGGACCAAGGACAAGUACGACGCGGAGAGGAGGAACAGAACCAACGCCCCAGAGAACUUCAGAGAGCUCAUCAGCAUCAAGCCGGACCAGUCCAACGUACGGAGGAUGCACACGGCAGUGAAGCUGAACGAGGUGAUCGUCAACAGGUCCCACGACGCCAGGCUCGUGCUGCUGAACAUGCCCGGCCCGCCCAAGAAUUCGGAGGGGGAUGAGAACUAUAUGGAGUUCCUGGAGGUCCUGACGGAGGGGCUGGAGAGAGUGCUGCUGGUCCGAGGAGGAGGAAGGGAAGUCAUCACUAUUUACUCCUGAUUGGACGCCAGCCACCCACGUGCGUCACUCGAACAAGACACGUACUCCUCCGCCUGGAACGCUACUCUCACCCGCCCCGAACAGGACAUACACAUCAGCACCGUACGGGAUUGGCUAAUGCACAACUCUUUUACGCUUUUUAAAAAAACAUUUUUAAGCAAUGUCACAGAAAACAACAUUUUCAUGAAAGAUUUCUGCAAAAACCCCCGCUGCCUUUCCCCGGGACACACGUCUUUGGCACAAAAUGGCCACCAAACGCUCCCUGUAAAGAGAACUUAGGCAACGUUUGGAAUAGAUCCAAACCUCUCCAUUCAAUAGGUGCCUUUUUUCAUACGCAUUUGUAUAUGUAUAUACAGUGUAUAAAUAAGCAGUUUUAUAUGAGAAGCAGUCUCAUUUGGUUGCAGCUAAUACACUGUGCAAAAAAGUGUCUGUCUUAACAAGUGUUUUAGCCUUGUAAUGAGACUUAAAAUCUUAUUAAGCUUGUAUGAAAUACUAUCUUGUUUUAAGUUACAUUUUGCUUGUCAAGUGAAAUUGUCAUACCCCAUUGGCAAAUCUUGAAAUGAGUCAAAAUGUUUCAUCUCAUUGGCAAAACAUUUGUCUUAUUUAGCAAAAAAGCAACAGAAAUAAGAUGUUAUAUCUAAAUAUAGGACUAAAGUCCUUGUUAAGAUUCUACUUUUUUGGUUUUUACAGUGUAAAGAUAAAGUGAUAGUGAAUUUUACUGAACUAUUUAUCAUCAUCAAACAUUGUAAGGCAAUUGCAGCACUAUAAAGUAUUUUCUUAUUAGCACCCAGACCUGGGUCAAAUACGUAUUUGUUUUGGAUUCAAAUACUUUUUUGUGCUCCAUUGAGCCUGCCAAUAUGACCAGACAGCAGGGUUUGCACUUUUUGGCAGUAUUUAAUUGGUUCUAAUACACCAGACAAGAUCAGUAAAGCGUAGAAAAGUAUUUGAAUCCAAAACAAAUACGUAUUUGACCCAGGUCUGUUAACAACCCAAAUAUAGCACAGAAAAUAACUUUGGGAUGUUCAUGGUCUAUACCGUGUAACAAAGGUGUUCUACAUGUAAGCUCCAAACUCAUAUUUGUUUGUUGCUUGUUUUAGAGAGAUGAAAAAUUCCUAUUUAUUUUCUUAUUUAUUUGAUUUAACCUUCCCUGAUAUAACACUGUACAAUGUUACAACUAUCAGCGCUUUUGUCAAAGAUGUUAUCGCAGUUGGAUGUGAAUGUAUGGCAAAAAUAUUUAGGCAGCUUAACUGACAAAAUAUUCCAGGGCCAAGUCAUCUGCGAUCAAUUGUACAAUGUCAUUUGUUUCACUUCUGAUUAAGAAUAGUUUUUGAUCCUGUAAAUGUGCUAUGUUGCUACUGCUCACUUUAUAUAUAUUUGGUAUUUUACUUAUUUUGAACCAUGUGUGUGUGUGUGUGUGUGUGUGUGUGCAUGUGUGAUUAAACUGUUUUAAUGUUAAAACACACACAGGCUACCAUUUUCAGUAAGGUAAAUAAAGAAACUGAAUGCAAAAUUAUAAAGAAAAUUAUGUAUUGAAAGAGAAAUCUCAAUUAAUCAUACCCCCCCA